GCCGGCAUCUGUGCCGGCAGGGGAGGGUGCGGGGAGCGGAGUCCUGAGAGGUGGUGGCGGCCUUGGUCCGGGCAGUGCCGCGCCGAGGACCCACGCGGCGGAUAUUGGGGAAGUGCGUGGACCCCGGGAGGUGGGCGGUAAGUCGUUCCGCGGCAUCCCCCUCCCCCCACCCCGCCCCGGGAAGGCCGGUUUCCGCUCGGCCGCCGCCUCGGAGGGGCAGGAAGCCGCGCGUUCCUCUGCGGGAACCCCCUCCCCGGCCCCGCCCCGCUCUGCUCCGCCUCCGGCCUCCGGCUCGGGCUCCGCGGGGCGGGGGGCGCGGGGCGGGGCGCGGGCCGAGCUGCGGCCGCUCCGGACAUGUCGGGCCCGCGCGCCGGCUUCUACCGGCAGGAGCUGAACAAGACGGUGUGGGAGGUGCCGCAGCGGCUGCAAGGGCUGCGCCCGGUGGGCUCGGGCGCCUACGGCUCCGUCUGGCCGCCUUGCAGCUCGGCCUAUGACACGCGGCUGCGCCAGAGGGUGGCGGUGAAGAAGCUGUCGCGCCCCUUCCAGUCGCUGAUCCACGCGCGGAGGACGUACCGCGAGCUGCGGCUGCUCAAGCACCUGAAGCACGAGAACGUCAUCGGGCUGCUGGACGUGUUCACGCCGGCCACCUCCCUCGAGGACUUCAGCGAAGUGUACCUGGUGACCACGCUGAUGGGCGCCGACCUGAACAACAUCGUCAAGUGCCAGGCGCUGAGCGACGAGCACGUUCAGUUCCUCGUGUACCAGCUGCUGCGCGGGCUGAAGUACAUCCACUCGGCGGGGAUCAUCCACCGGGACCUGAAGCCCAGCAACUUGGCGGUGAACGAGGACUGCGAGCUGCGGAUCCUGGACUUCGGGCUCGCGCGCCAGGCGGACGAGGAGAUGACUGGCUACGUGGCCACGCGCUGGUACCGGGCCCCUGAGAUCAUGCUGAACUGGAUGCACUACAACCAGACAGUGGACAUCUGGUCUGUGGGCUGCAUCAUGGCCGAGCUGCUCCAGGGAAAGGCCCUCUUCCCAGGAAAUGACUACAUCGACCAGCUGAAGCGCAUCAUGGAGGUGGUGGGCACACCCAGCCCUGAGGUUCUGGCAAAGAUAUCCUCAGAACAUGCCCGGACCUACAUCCAGUCCCUGCCCCACAUGCCCCAGAAGGACCUCAGGAGCAUCUUCCACGGAGCCAACCCCCUGGCUGUGGACCUCCUGGGACGGAUGCUGGUGCUGGACAGCGACCAGAGGAGCUCACCUACCAGGAAGUCCUCAGCUUCAAGCCCCCAGAGCCACCGCAGCCGCCUGGCAGCCUGGACGUUAAGCAGUGAGGGGAAUGCGGCUCGCCAGCUGCACUCGGACCCGAGGAGGGGCCUGAGCCCGCCUGCCCUCCCUCCUCGGCCUGCCAGACUCCCACGAGGGGCACCUCCCAACACCACUGCGGCCAGCAGCGCCCACCCCUGGCCUGGGACCCUUGUCUACACGCCGCUCCUUGUGGGAAGCCUGCACGUGUGUGAGCCAUGGGUGUAGGAGUCUGGAUAGAGCAUCCUGGACUUCCUUGGUCCUCCUACCCCCUCCCAGCAACCUGGGUCUCCUUUGGGACCUCGCUAUGGGGACCUGGGUGCCAUAAGAGCUCCCCCCGGGGACUGUGUCUGUUUCCAGAUCUCCUGGCUGGCAGAGGGCUGUCUGUGGGGGGUGGUGCCUUGGGGCCGGAGCCUCCUGGAGACAAAGGAAGGGGUCUCGAUGGUCAGAGCUGCUCAGCCUGGAAGUGGGGGGCUACCCUGGAAAGUGCUGAGACUCAAAGGAUCUUCCAUGGGGGUGGCAGAGUGGGGCCAGCUGCCUGGAGCCAUGUGUUCACCCAUGCUGUGUGGCACAUACAUGCUCCUGGAAUUCACAUGUCAAAGCAGAUGCAGGCGCAUGUGAACCUGAGGGCACCUGAGGGCCAGUGGCCAUGCCCAGCAGGAGGCCCAAGUUGGGGUGGCUCUACUGUUGCCUCCCCUCCCCUCAGUUCCUGGUGUGGGUGGGGAGGGGGCAUUGCUGAGAUCCUGCUGGGCAGCAUGCAAGGGGCUCAGGUGGCCGUGGGCAGCCAUGUGAGCAAAAGCCCCCUGCUCCUUGGGUGUGAGGGCUGCAGCAGGGUUCUGAGGCAUGAGGGCACCGUGCCAGCUGGGGGGCUGGCAGGCACGGGGGCCUCCAGCCUUGAGGACACACACGCCGAUGUGGACCCGGAUCCUGGACCUUGGCCAGAGCUGAUGAAGAAAUCUCUGCCCACUCUACCUCUGCCCACCCUCUGGCCCUGCAGCCCGGCGCUGGGGUGCUCAAGUCUGUGGGUCAGCCCUUGUCCUCUUCCCGCCUUCCAGAGUGGAGCUGACCUAGCGACCUCUGGGACAGGGCCCUGCUCCAGGUGUGUGGGAGGUGUGGGUCCUCUGUCAAGGGGCAUCUGUCAGGUGGUGACCUCUCACCUUGCAGGACCAGGGAGGUCUGAAUGCCAAGUGCCUGCCCCAGGGUUUCGCAAUAAAGUUCCCCUCUCACUCGG
Balaenoptera acutorostrata (minke whale) is the source of this 2536-nucleotide messenger RNA. RefSeq names its product mitogen-activated protein kinase 11 (gene MAPK11). Gene Ontology annotation, molecular function: MAP kinase activity; ATP binding. Gene Ontology annotation, biological process: protein phosphorylation; intracellular signal transduction. NCBI's taxonomy places the organism in Eukaryota, Metazoa, Chordata, Mammalia, Artiodactyla, Balaenopteridae. The transcript has 12 exons. Gene Ontology annotation, cellular component: nucleus; cytoplasm. The coding region runs from base 355 to 1533 and encodes 392 amino acids. The record is from RefSeq and is a predicted model, not a curated record.